This is a messenger RNA of Saccostrea cuccullata (small rock oyster), 1286 nucleotides long. RefSeq lists its product as uncharacterized. The transcript has 4 exons. The record is from RefSeq and is a predicted model, not a curated record. Gene Ontology annotation, cellular component: membrane. The coding region runs from base 29 to 706 and encodes 225 amino acids. Lineage: Eukaryota; Metazoa; Mollusca; Bivalvia; Ostreida; Ostreidae.
GUCAACUUCCGGUGUGUCAGAAAAGAAAAUGGCUACCUGGAACAGGUCGAGGUACCUGUUAAUAUCGUCAGCAGUGUUUGUUGCGAUAGGCUUCCUCUUCUUUCUCAUUGCUUUUUCGACACCAAAUUGGUUGGAGGCCGAUGAUAAAUAUAAACUGAAGAACGGAUUCGUCAAGUUGGGUUUGUGGACAGCAUGUUUCAAUCACUGGACAUACUUUAAUGAUUACAAUGGGAAGAUUUAUGAUGGAUGUUGGUGGAUUUAUUCCUAUGAAUACAGACCAAUCUUCCACUGGAUUAAUCCAUCGUGGUUCCUGUCUAUACAAGUGAUGAUGACCUUGACCUUGCUGGCAGAGAUAGUGGUCCUCUCCCUCCUCAUCUUGUUCAUUCUUAACGUAUUAAAGGGCAGGAACAGCUUCGGGGCGCUCAUGUCCGUGGGGGUCGCAGCCGUUACCUGUGGUGUUGUGACAGGUAUCUGCAUCCUAAUUUUCGGCACAAUGUCUGUGGUGAACAGACAGUGGAUCCAGAAUCCGGACAAGAAUUACCUGUCCUACUCCUUCGGUCUGAUGGUCAUGUCCGGCUUCCUCCUGGUGUUUGGGGGAUUCUGUGCCACAUUCUCCGCCACACAGGUCCGCUUCGACCAGAAGAUGAGUCAGGAGAAACCAAGAUAUGGGGGACAGAUCAUUAAACCCGCCCAACCAAUCUAUUAAGGGGAGGAGAGUGCCAUUUCUGACAGUAUCGGCAUUUACUUUGUAUAUGGAAAUAUUCAUUUUCUUUUGUUUGGAAAUAUGACCAAAUACAUGUACAUUGAUCUGCCAUUUAUUUGGAGAAGGAUUCUUUUCUCUCCACAAUUUCUUUGUGGAGAGACAUUUGAUAGCAGGAUUCAUUCAUUGAAAUCAUGUAUACACAGAACUUCACAGUUCACAUUUUCAAUUUGUAAAUAGGGAUUCAUUACAUCUGUCCAUAUAUCUCAUUUACAUCAUUCAUUAUUAAAUGCACCAAGACAUCCACAAGUUACCGGUAGUUAAAACAUUUUCAAGUAAAUGAUGUUAUAAAAAAAAUUUAUUAGUGCAAUUUAAGUGUAUGAGUUACUGCACUUCUCUGUUAUUGACAUUUUCGUAAAAAAAAAUUUGCCUUCUUGAAGAGUAUUGCACUAUUUCUUCUACUUAUUUUAGUAGAUUUUAAUUUAAGUUCAAUUAAAAAGUACAUGUAUUUUAGUAUAAUAAUAUCACCUCAAACAAGUCAAUUAAAUUUUGCAGCUAUUUUAAAUUUAACCAUUUGUCAUCCAAG